Sebastes umbrosus (honeycomb rockfish) is the source of this 2086-nucleotide messenger RNA. It is a transcript of the gene hey1, whose product is annotated as hes-related family bHLH transcription factor with YRPW motif 1. The record is from RefSeq and is a predicted model, not a curated record. Gene Ontology annotation, biological process: Notch signaling pathway; regulation of transcription by RNA polymerase II; regulation of neurogenesis. Bases 114 to 1109 code for a protein of 331 amino acids. Gene Ontology annotation, cellular component: nucleus. Lineage: Eukaryota; Metazoa; Chordata; Actinopteri; Perciformes; Sebastidae. Gene Ontology annotation, molecular function: RNA polymerase II cis-regulatory region sequence-specific DNA binding; DNA-binding transcription factor activity, RNA polymerase II-specific; protein dimerization activity. The transcript has 5 exons.
GCUUCAAACGAGAGACGCUCUCUGCACAAACCUGCAGACACACAGACGCACGACUGGAGGACACAACAACUACCGGCUCAGUGAACUCAGAGGACUAUUGUGGAGGAAUCAUCAUGAAGAGGAAUCACGACUUCAGCUCCUCGGAUAGCGAGAUGGAUGAGACUAUAGAGGUGGAGAAGGAGAGUGCUGAUGAGAAUGGGAACAUGAGCUCUCCUCUGGGCUCCAUGUCUCCCACUACAUCCACUCAGGUGCAGGCGAGGAAAAGGCGUCGAGGAAUAAUAGAGAAAAGACGCCGUGACCGGAUCAACAACAGCCUCAGUGAGCUCCGCAGGCUGGUCCCCAGUGCCUUUGAGAAACAGGGCUCAGCUAAACUGGAGAAAGCAGAGAUUUUGCAGAUGACAGUCGACCAUCUGAAGAUGCUUCACGCUGCUGGAGGCAAAGGUUAUUUCGACGCCCAUGCCCUGGCGAUGGACUACCGUGGUCUGGGUUUCAGGGAGUGCCUGGCCGAGACGGCCCGCUAUCUGAGCAUCAUCGAAGGCCUGGACGGCACGGACCCUCUGCGGAUCCGCCUGGUCUCCCACCUCAACAACUACGCCAGUCAAAGAGAGGCUCACUCUGGGCUCAGUCACCUGGCGUGGGGCUCCGCGUUCGGAUCCCCUCCCGCCCACCUCACGCACCCCCUCCUCCUCCAGCACCAACAAGGGGCACCUUUGGCGCCUUUGCCCCGCAGCGCCACCAGCAGCCCACAAACUCCUCUCUCAUCUGCAUCCACCUCCUCCUCCUCCUCCUCCUCUUCUUCGUCAUCCUCGUCGGCUGCAGAGACUCACGUCCCGGGCAGGCGCAGCGGCAGCGCCACCCCCCACUCAGAUCAAGGCCCGAUCCGAGUCCCCACCACCACCACCGCGGCUCCCUCCAGCGUCCCACACCCCGCCCUGGUCUCCUCGUCAGCAUCCAAGCUCUCCCCUCCUCUCCUCUCCUCCCUCUCGGCGUUCCCUUUUCCCUUCAGCGCCUUCCCCCUCAUCCCCACCAGCGCCAUCAGCGCCCCGGUCCCGACAUCCAGCGUGGGCAAACCCUACAGACCCUGGGGGAUGGAGAUAGGAGCUUUCUGACUCAGAUGAAAAACACUAUCUAGACUCGACCCAGCUGAGCUGGACUUUUCAAGGACAAGACUUUUUAUUUUCCCAGCUAAGAAAGUGCUAUUUUUUCUAUGACGUCCUACAGAGGAUAACACCUAGCUAUAGGAUCUUUCUUGCCAAUGUAUUGUGUUUUGUAUAGAAGAGAAAAACAGUGAGGAGGGGGACCACGACUAAAAAGCAACAAGUGAUUUAUUGUGAUUGAUCUCUGUUCCUGCCCGCCCCUCCUUUUAGAAGUUUCACCCACAGAUCAGGAAUGGCUUUUCCAGAUGGUCAAGCAGUCGCCGCCUGUCAAGUUUCCUGGGCGAAACUGUCCCCCCUUUGUUUUCCUCCCAGCGUUGGUGCCCUGGUUCCAUACAGAGAGGAGGGGUGUCAAAAGAGGGCUUGAGGUGCUUGAGAGUCACCCCCUUUUAACAGCAUUUUAUGGGGUGGAAUAACCGAAACCAGGUGUUUGUUUGACUAAAUACUGGGAGCAGAAGUUAGCUACCAGCUUGGUUGAAAUAAAUUUACCCACAAGUUCUGAUGUUUGUAUGGGGCUCCUUUGUUUAAGCUUCCCUAAGUUAUGUUUCCUCUCUACAGUAAAUUUUGAACUGCGGGUUCACAUAUGUUUUACCAGUUCCGACCAGCUGUUUCACAUUUUCUUAAUGUUUUAAAAAUGAUUUAUAUCGCCUAGUCCACAAGUUAUUUCUCCCCUUCAAAGUGGCAGCGUUAUGGAUUUGUAAUUAUCAAGAGGGAGCUCAUUUGUAGUUGCAGUAAAACAAGGCGAUACAAUUCAAUCUCCUGCUUUUUCCUCCUGAUAUUUCGGUGUCUCCUGGUUAAUCCUCACUGUGAGUUUGUAUAUGUUCUGGUUGUACAAAGCACAAAGCAAGCACUGACAAAUCAGAUUUCUCAGCUCAUCAGAGUUGUUGUUGCUGGUUGGUAAUGACAAGUAAUAAAAGAGUUCUGUUAAAUCA